This is a messenger RNA of Homarus americanus (American lobster), 5890 nucleotides long. It is a transcript of the gene Klp67A, whose product is annotated as kinesin-like protein KIF18A. Bases 112 to 3918 code for a protein of 1268 amino acids. The transcript has 17 exons. Gene Ontology annotation, biological process: microtubule-based movement. NCBI's taxonomy places the organism in Eukaryota, Metazoa, Arthropoda, Malacostraca, Decapoda, Nephropidae. Gene Ontology annotation, molecular function: microtubule motor activity; microtubule binding; ATP binding. The record is from RefSeq and is a predicted model, not a curated record.
AUGGACGACGCCACUCUGCCAGGGAAUUCAAACAAGACAGCGGUGGACGGGACCAUCAUGUCAUUAUUACUCUAUUUCCACUAAAUUUGACGUUAUUUUAAUGAAGACAAGAUGACAUUGAACAGAAAAGUGUUGAAAAGGGUCCACUCUCCGAUCAAGUCCCCCAAGCGGAACAACACGUCUCUCCGCAAGAAAGCUCUCAUCAGGCGGCUCAGCAGUGAGGUGCAGUUUGGGGCGGCGUCAAAGGCUAAUCUGAAGGUGGUGGUGAGGGUGAGGCCACAGAACCAGCGGGAGCAGGAGAACAACGCGAGAUGUGUUGUCAACAUUAUAGACGAUCACAUGUUAGUAUUCGACCCUAAGGAAGAAGACGAUGGAUUCUUCUUUAGGGGCGUGCGUCAGCGAACGCGGGACCUCAACAAACGGCAGAACAAGGAACAGAAGUUUGUUUUCGAGAAGAUUUUUAACGAAGAGUCGACCAACGAGUAUAUUUACGAGUCAACGACCAAAGACCUCAUUAACACGGUGCUUAGUGGCUACAACUGCUCUGUGUUUGCCUACGGGGCCACAGGUGCCGGCAAGACCUUCACCAUGCUGGGGAAGGUGGACGCCCCGGGGAUCACCUUCCUCACGCUGAUGGAGCUCUACCGCCGCAUCGAGGAGAUCAAGGAGGAGAAGACCUGCGAAGUGAGGAUCUCCUACAUAGAGGUAUAUAAUGAGAUGGUGCGCGACCUCCUACAGCCAGGUAAGCCACUCAACGUGCAGGAGAACGGCCAGCAAGUUCUGAUCCCUGGUCUGUCGCUUCACAAGCCCGACAACCCGCAGGAAUUGAUGCAGCUGUUGGCGAGAGGUAACCAGAACCGAACGCAGCACCCCACCGACGCUAAUGCCGAGUCAUCCAGGUCCCAUGCUGUGUUUCAGGUCUUCGUUCGUCAACACGAUCGCAUCGCAAACGUUAAGGCCAUCGCUAAGUUGUCCAUGAUCGACCUUGCUGGUUCUGAACGAGGGGCCUCCACGGGGUUCAAGGGAGCCAGGUUUAGAGAAGGUGCCAGCAUAAACAAGUCUCUCCUUGCCCUGGGAAAUUGCAUCAACGCACUGGCAGACGGACAGCGGCACAUCCCAUACCGCGACAGUAAGCUAACACGCCUCUUAAAAGAUUCUCUCGGGGGAAACUGUCGAAGUGUUAUGAUAGCAGCGGUGUCCUCGGCGUCCACCACCUUUGAGGACACCUUCAACACACUGCGCUACGCCAAUCGAGCCAAGACGAUAAAGACUACGAUAAAGAAGAAUCUACUCAACGUGGAUCAGCAUGUGUCGAACUACGUCAAGAUUGUCGACGAGCUGAGACAAGAGCUCUGCAGCAUGAAGGAGAAGAUUAAUAAGUAUGAAGAGAGGGGACAAGAGUUGGAGGCCCAGAGCGAUACAUCGCAGCCCUCAGAGUUAACAUCUCACCGACAGAAGGAAUAUGAGGAGAAAAUAGCCAACUUGGAAAAACAGCUUCAGCAGGAGAAGUCCAGGGAUGCGACAGUGUCGGGAGAAGAAUCCCCAACGCCCGCCGUCACAGAAGAAGAAGCAGAGGCUCAGGCGAGACUGCUGGAGGCGUGUAGGGAACGCAAGGCCCUGAGGUGGGAACUACUGCAGCUGGAGAGUUCUCAGCGCGAGACAGAGUUCAAGGUUCACACGUGUACCGCUCAUCUUAAUAGAAUGAAGAUAAUAGCCUUUGCCUCCAAGAAGUUAGAUAAGAGUAUGUCCAAAUGCGAACGUACACUCUGCAACCUCAAUAAUCUCCUGAGUCAGAUGAGGAAACUUCAGCAGAGUUUACAGGCGAAACUCUCCGUCAACUCGUCCAAACUGGAGUAUUACCAGAGUGAGCUGAACCGCUGGGGCCCUAAUUCUUGUGAGCCAUCUGCACACUCCCAACAACUGAUUGAGAAGAACCAGGCAAAUCUCGCGCUCCGGGAUUUGCACCAGGUCUCGGAGUAUUUGAAGGGGAUGGUACAGGAAGGUUUUAACGAGCAGAACGCAUCGGAACAACUGAUCAACGUUCUUCUGAUGGCGGCCAGGCGGUUUUACGUGCAGCUGCGGGCGUAUAAUAACUGUACGCCCGAGAUGGAGGAGGUGUUUAAGGGUUUGGUAGAGAGCAUGGAUGAAAGCAAGGUAAUAUGGGCGGACCAGCAGAGUGCCGGUGGUGAACAGGAGGCGACCGACACACCCAACGAAGGUACACAAGCUCCACUAGACGUGUCUUACUUCACUUUUCUACCAACCAUUAAUACCUUCUUCAUAUCACCGGCCACCGUACAAGAACCUGCCAAGGUUUUCCGAAAAUCUAGUCUGAAAUCCAGCGUCAGUGUUUCCCAGUCGUCAGGCGGAUCUAUCACGUCGGUAACUCCCCGGAGAGACCUGGAAACAAUCAGGAAGGUGUUGCCCGUUGUCCCAGAGACCGAGGACGACGGGGGCUUACCCUCAACGCCAAUGCUCGGGUCAUUGUCUCGUUCUCCCGUCGACCCAGUGUCCGGCCAAGAUAAACGGCCGCUGCCAGUUAUCGCCGCCAGUGUCCAGGGGAUGUCUAGUGUUAUGGGCUCGCUGAAGGAAACCCCAUUACCGAGGGAGAAAUGCAAGCCGGCUGUACCUAGUGUUGUCAUUAAAGGGACUGAAACGUUUGGAUUUGUGAGCAUGGUUAAUGGAUGUGGUGUUGUGUCAGCUGUCAACUCCCUGGUUCCUGGUAGUAAUAUGAACACCACAGAGUUGUUGCAGGAUAUUCAACCUCUGGAAUGUUCAAUAAAUGCCACUGUUGCCAUCACACCGGCGGAGGGAUUGAACACAACAGUCGACUUACCCAAUAACCCCGUGGCCUUAAAUACAACUGUUGACGUUCCUUCCGUUUCUCCUAAUUCUUCGACCUCAACAACCACCACCACUGAGGUUCCUACUAAACUGUCAGCCAAUAGUACAUUUGUUAAUGCUCCUCAACUUUCUGCUGAUCCAAACACAACCUUUGAUAAACCAGUGCCGUCAAAGACUACAGCCAACAAGAAAUUGCUGCACUCGGAUACCAGAAUAAAUUUACAGGUGUCAAAUGCCCAAGAAACGCUAGAGUCACAAAGUGUAGUAGAUUUACCCGUUAACAGUAUUGACAAGUCUUUAACCAACUGUCAAGCGAACGUAGACUCCCUGAAAACUGCAUCCAGGCAACUCUUCCAGUCAUGUACAUUAGAUUCAACUUUCAGUGUUGAAGAAACGAGAAAUAGAGAAAGUUGGCAAAAUUUGAAGAACUCUGUGUGUGGGCUUUCACCAGGAUGUUCUGCUCUCGACCUCCAGUCUCCGGAUGUGAGCGCAGGCCAGGCGAGACAGACGACCUUUGAAAUUCCCGAACGUCGUCCUCUGCUCUCGCUCGAAAACAAAGCCAAGAAGCCACUGUCGCCGCUCCCUACCGUUGUUGUGGAACUUGAGGGAUCAACGAUGCUUCCAACAUCAAAGGAACAUAAGAUCAGCCACAAACAUCUCUCUGGCCACACACCCCAGAAGACACCGGGUAAGACCAUCACUCCGUGGAAAAACUCCUCCAUCAAGAUCACGCCGGGGAAGAUCUCAACCAGUGCUAACAAGCUCAGCAUCACCACCACCCCGGGCAUGAGAAGAUGUGUCAGCACUCCUUCCCUGGCCGCCGCCGCCUCCAACGUUACCGCCAAUAAAUUAAUAAAACCGUCGCCGAACAUCAAAAGGAAAUUCACGGGAUUGGGAGGAGCUCUUCAUAGGACAACGAGCUUCCUAAAGGGAAGAACGUCAGCAGGCAACAACCAGGAAAACGUCCCCCCAGGAUCACGUAAGGUUCUAUCCCGGACAAUGUCAUCGGUGAUACAGAGGGAGACCAUCUCCUCGGCGGCAAAGCAUUCGUUGAUGUUGAAUUACAAACAAUGAGGGUGGCGGUCAUCUUGUCUUAGCCAGAAGGAACAAAGCGGAGCGGUUGUUUCUUCCUCUAAAAAUAAUCGUCGUGGUGGAGUCGACAGAAGCGUGAAUUUGUUAGCGGCUGGAGGCAAGACUCUCGGUACCCAAGAUGUGUCUUUCAGGAGCACCGUGUUUGAAAAUCAACUGUGUGAAGUACAUCUUGAUACAGCUGUAUAUAGUUUUCCCCCUGUGAAUAAUUGUACAAAUUUACUCUAUAUCAACACUAAGCUUUCUCAAGAUAAGUACUCUCAAGCUUCUUUAAAUCCUAAGCUUUCUCAAGACAUCCAUACUCAAACCUUAAAUCCUAAGCUUUCUCAAGACAUCCAUACUCAAACCUUAAAUCCUAAGCCUUCUCAAGACAUGCAUACUCAAACCUCCUUAAUUCCUGCUCCUCAAGCUUCCAUAAAUCCUAAGCUUUCUCAGGACAUGCACACUCAAGCCUCUCUAAACCCUAAGCUUUCUGAAGACUCCCUAAAUUUCCAACAUUCCAAAGACUCUCUCCCCCAAACUCCUCGGCUCUCUCACUACUGCGGCGGAGGCGGUGUUGCCAAUGCCACAUCAGGGCAACGAAAACUGAGCAUUGAGCCAUGGAGUAUGCACAGAACACCCUGGAUUCAUGGGUCUCAUCUCCUUGGUCCGUUUAACCUACCAAGUGUCAUGACUUUGAAGAGGUUCUGAUGGUAAUAGCACCGGAAACUAGCUUGUGUAGAUUCCGUGUUCUUUUUCUUCCGUUUAAUAAAGGAAAAUCCCACCGUUUUUUUGUCGGUUAAUUUUGUAUACUGGGGCUGCCAAGUCCAUCAUGAGGGACGUGGUGGUUGAUAGGGUUAGUAAAGAGUAUAUAAAGAUGUAUUUGAUAUUGUCUUUAUUUGUCUGCUUGCUUCAGUAUCUUGAAUUAUUACUGUUGUGGGGUAAACUAGGCACAUCCUGACACAUAUGGUCAGUACUUCAUAACACAGAGUCAUCUUAGCCCAUUCUCCCUUUUGUGUUAAGUGGACUGGUAAUCUGUAGGUGGCAUUAAUAUGUACUGAAAAUAUGUUGAUGUGAAGCAUUCCAAGUACUACUGUAUUGUGUUUAUAACUUAAAACAUGUCAGUGUUUGUCUAUUGGAUCUCAUUACACUAAUAUGAGUUCUACAUCAGUGGUGCCCUUUUUGAAGAUCAAUUACAGUUCUAUACACAGGAAGUUCAUGAGUUUGUUUAAUGAUCUCCAGAGCAGCCAGUGUUGCAUGUAUUGUACUCUCUCUAUGGUAGUUUUGAUAGGCUGCUGCUUCACUAUACUGUAGGACAAAUGAAGGGUUGGUCCUGCCUCAUACCUUUACUACAGUGUAAUAUGAUCAUUGAUUGUGUUAAUAUAUACUGUGUAUAUAUCAUUGUUGCAUCAGAGCCAAAAGUUGUUGCAUAUUAAACAAAACUAUUUAUAAUACUUCAUUUUAUAAAAUGAAAUGUUUCUUGUAAAUAUAUAAUUACAUAAUCAUCUCAUCAUCAUAACCAUUACCUUAGGUUUUAGUUGUCAACUAAGGGAAAUACUGUACCUUAAAGUAAUAUGGAACAGUAACAAUAUAUGUAGAGGUGGACACACCAGGGUGGUGGUGGGUCAAGUGCUGCUUGGCACAUGACCGGUGGUGUGGGCUCUCUUGUGGUAACCUACUCACUGUAACUUUGUUGUGUUCUUUAAUAUAAAUGAGUUAUUUUUCUUAAAGUAAUGCCCUUUUAUUGUUAUCUUCCCCUAUGGAGACUUUGGUUACAGUAGUUGGUGACCUCUGCAUCAUCAUAGGCUGUAUACAGUAAACUGGCAACAGAUGUUUGGUUUUUAUUUCUGGUAUUGUAUAGAUGUUUAUCAAAGCACCAUUUAUUUUUAUGCCUUGUAAUAUAUCAAAUUAUUUCAGCAUGUAAACAAGAUGUGUUCAAAUAUAUUGAGAAUGACCCCUAAUAAAGCUUUUAUUUUAA